Messenger RNA from Marmota flaviventris (yellow-bellied marmot), 357 nucleotides. Its product is annotated as 5-hydroxyisourate hydrolase-like. Gene Ontology annotation, biological process: purine nucleobase metabolic process. Gene Ontology annotation, molecular function: hydroxyisourate hydrolase activity. Lineage: Eukaryota; Metazoa; Chordata; Mammalia; Rodentia; Sciuridae. The record is from RefSeq and is a predicted model, not a curated record.
AUGGAGCCUGAGAGCAGCCCCCUGACCACACACGUGCUCGAUACUGCGUCAGGGCUCCCAGCCCGCGGCCUGCGCCUCCACUUGUCUCGGCUUGAGGACCUCAGCCAGCAGUGGACAGAACUGAAGAAAAGCUACACAGACCUGGACGGCCGCUGCCCUGGGCUCCUGAGGCCAGGCCAGAUGAAGCCUGGCACCUAUAAGCUGUCCUUCGAAACCCAGGGCUACUGGAAGGAGAGGGGGCAGGAGAGCUUCUAUCCAUACAUAGAGGUUGUCUUCACCAUCACAAAGGAGACCCAGAAGUUCCAUGUGCCUCUGCUGCUGAGCCCGUGGUCCUACACCACCUACAGAGGGAGCUAG